UUUUCAGCUUGUUUUUUUUAUGGAAAAUGUGCCACCGACGCAAGCAGGACUACAGCGGCAACACGUACCUGGGCAUCCAGCUGGGCACGCAGCUUUGCAAGGCCGUGAUUUUGGAUGCGCAAAUGAAGGUCACGUUUGAGGCGAAAAUCAACUACGACGUGGAUCUGCCAGAGUUCAAGACAUCGGGUGGCGUCCUCACCGAUGCGAAGCCCGUCGAGAGUCUCGCUAAUCCCGUCAUGUGGGUCAAGGCGUUGGACAUGCUGCUGAACUGCCUCAGCGGGCAGGGCGCGGAUCUGCACUCGGUGGUGGCCAUCGGGGGAGCGGGCCAGCAGCAUGGCUGCGUCUUCUGGUCGGACAUUGGACUGCGGCGUUUGUGCAAUCUCAAUCCGAUACUGCGGCUCCACGAGCAGCUCAACGCUGCAGCCUUCGAGCUGACGCGCACGCCCCUUUGGAUGGACGGAUCGGCGCACACGCAGGCCUUCGAAAUGGAGCAGCAGCUAGGCGGCACUGUUGAACUGGCAGCCAUCACGGGCUCGCGUGCCUAUGCACGGUUCACGGGGCCACAGAUACGCAAGGUCUACCAGCAGUGCCCGGAGCACUACGAUCGCACGCCGCGGAUAUCGCUGGUGAGCAGCUUUCUCUCCUCGCUUCUGGUGGGCGGCGUGGCCUCAAUUGAAUUUUGCGACGGUUCGGGCAUGAAUCUGCUGGACAUUAACCGCCGCAAGUGGUCCGAGAAGUGCCUGGAGGCGUGUGCGCCCGGCCUGGGCCGUCGUCUGAUGCAGCCCAUCGCAUCGUCGCGGCUGCAGGGCCGCGUGGCCGACUACUACGUGAAGCGCUGGAACUUCCGGCCCGACUGCAUGGUGGUGCCGGCCAUUGGCAUUGUCGCUUCACGAUACGUGGGCAUGCUGCUGGAGAAGGAUCUGCUGGUGCUCUCGCUGGACAUCAGCGACACCAUGCUGCUGCAUCUGGGCGAAGUGAGUCACAAAAUGGACGAGGGCCACGUGCUGUGUCACCCCACCAUUCCCAACGAGCACCUCGGGCUGCUGUGCUUUCGCAACGGUUCGGGUGUGCGGCAGGGCUUUUGCGACGAGCUGGUCGACGGCGACUGGGAACGCUUCAAUGCGAUGCUCGACUCCACGCCCAUGGGCAACGGCGGCAACGUGGCGCUGCACUUCGUCGAGAGAGAGCUCAUACCGCAGGCCAAGGGCACGCUGCGUUGGGACUCUCGCCUGAAUGCCAGAUCCAAAGAGGCGCUGCGCGGCAUCGAGAAGUUCGAUCAUCCAGAGACGGAGGCGCGCGCUCUGAUCGAGGGCCAGAUGAUGCACCAUCGCGCCAUAGCGCAGGAUUUGGGCUUCCAGUUCGGCCCCAAGACCAUGAUCGUGAUGGCGGGCCCUGACUCGAGUAAUCGCAGCAUUCUGCAGAUCGUGGCCGAUGUCUUCAAUGCCCCCGUCUACGAGAAGCUUGGCCCCGGAGCGUGUCUCCUGGGCUGCGCCUAUCGCGCGCGCUACGCCUUCUACGAGCACCGCGAGGCCAGCUGCAGCUGUCGCCACUGCCGCAGGAGCCGUCCGACCAAGCAGAGCUUUGGCGAGUUCUUCCGCCAGCUGCCCAGGGAUCUGCGGCUCGUGGCCCAGCCACAGCCAGGCUGUGAGGCCAUCUAUGCGCCGCUCAUCGUGCGCUGCAUGAACAUGGGCCGGCUGCUGGCGGCCAGCACCACCAUACACGACAGUCACAUAGUCAUGGAGACGUGACAAGAGUCCAACAAC
This is a messenger RNA of Drosophila guanche, 1763 nucleotides long. Its product is annotated as xylulose kinase. Bases 27 to 1748 code for a protein of 573 amino acids. Gene Ontology annotation, cellular component: cytosol. The record is from RefSeq and is a predicted model, not a curated record. The transcript is spliced from 3 exons. NCBI's taxonomy places the organism in Eukaryota, Metazoa, Arthropoda, Insecta, Diptera, Drosophilidae. Gene Ontology annotation, biological process: D-xylose metabolic process; xylulose metabolic process. Gene Ontology annotation, molecular function: D-xylulokinase activity.